Daktulosphaira vitifoliae (grape phylloxera) is the source of this 2422-nucleotide messenger RNA. RefSeq lists its product as uncharacterized. NCBI's taxonomy places the organism in Eukaryota, Metazoa, Arthropoda, Insecta, Hemiptera, Phylloxeridae. The record is from RefSeq and is a predicted model, not a curated record. The transcript is spliced from 7 exons. Bases 422 to 2242 code for a protein of 606 amino acids.
UAAACACGGCUGAUUUAAAACAGUUUACAAUCUAAUUUUUAAUCUUAAUGUAAACACAAUAUAAGUACAAAUAUAGACUUUAUGAAUACAGUCAUAUAGUUUAUUCUACAAACUAAAGAUAUAUACAUACAUUAAUAUGUAUAAACAUUUCUGGGAUGUAGUAUUUGCAUAUAUUCGACGAUAUCUGUAAUCUAUGCCCGCCAAAAACCAUAUCAGCUCUUAUCCCUGUCUACAAAAUAAUUUAAACCAUUUGAUAUCAAUAAAAAUUGUUUUUAAUUCCUCCUCAAUAGACUUUUAAAACAUUUAUUUCUUCAGUGAUUAUAAUAACUAUUUUACAGUAAUGAAUCUAUCCUAAUUUGUUAAUUUUAUAAACAUGUUAUAGUAUUUGUAAUUAAAUUACAUAUCAUAAACGAAUCAAAAAAUGCCAAAAGAAUGGAAGAAUAGUACUGUGGUGCUGAUAUUUAAAUGCAAAGGAGACAUACAGGAAUAUGGAAAUUAUAGAAACAUAAAGCUUAUGACUCUUAGUAUGAAAAUUUGGGAAAAGGUGUGGUCUAUAUAUUCAUUUGUUAUUCAAGUUUUUAUACAAAGAUCUUCAUUAUUAAAAAAUAUGACUGAAAAAAAUAUUAAUAGUGAACCUCUAGAAGUAAUUUGGAAAAGGGAUAAUAGCAAAUGUAGACUAACUGGUAGUUUAUCAGAUUAUAAAAUUAUCAAUCUAGAAAAUAUCGGAUUGGUAAAAAGAAAAGAAUCAAAAUCUAAGGUUUUAAAUAGGUGCAGUAAAAAUGUAAAAUUCGAAUCAAUGAAUAAUCAUUUUAAGGCAAAAAGGAAAUUAUUGUUCACAGAAACAAAAAAAGAAAUACUAUUUAGACAAAGUUUUCAAAAAUUAAAAAUUAAUAAAAAUAUGAAAACCUUUAAAAGUGAGAAUAAUCUAACUCCUGAUAAACGUGAAAAAUCACCUAGAAUACAGUCUAAUCUUAAUCAACUAAAUAAUAACUCUAAAAUUAUAUCCUCAACUUUUAAAACCGUGGAUUUAUGGCCAUUAUUAAGUCCUAAAUCACCACUUAUUAUGUCAAAUCGUUCAAAGUUUACAUUUGAAAAUGUGAUGAGAACAAAUGAAAUUGAGCCCAUAAAUACUCAAAAAGAAAAUUUGAAAUUGAAGACAAUUACAAAAAUAUAUAAUAAAAAGAAAUUAAGAAAUAUUUAUUCAACUCCAAUAAUUCAUAAAUCUUUAAUGUAUAAAAAUGCAAUAAAUAAUGCAAUUAUUAAAGGAUGCAGCAUUAAAUUUACUAACGAUAUUUUACCUACGCAUGAAAAUAAUUCUAACAAAAUUUUAAAUAAUUCAAAUAUUUGUACGAGGAAAAUGAAUGAAAAUGUUACCGAAAUAAUUGAAUAUUCGCCUCCUAAUUUUUCUCAGAAAUAUAUUCCAAUUAUUGAAGUAUGUAAUUCUCCUAAAUCUGAUAAAAGUAAUCAAGUUUUUAGCAAUGGAUUUUCUCAAAAAUAUUUUUCUAUAAAUUCAUUAGAUGUUACCAUUCCAAGUACAUCAUUGUCAUUUGAAUCUGAGGAUAAAGCUAAAUUAUUUUAUAAAAUUGAUUUGUUGGAAUCUCCGCCAACUUAUUUUGAGAACAAUAAUUUUUCUACACCAAAAUUUAACUACAACUUUAAAAAUAAUAAAAGUCCAUCACCUACUCAAUUUGAUUCGGCAAAAAAAAAAAAAAAGUUAUGUAAAACAGGAUAUAAAGGAAAAUUUUGUGAACUAUUAAAUCAUAAAAAAUCUGAAAUGUGCAUUGAAAAUUUUGAAAAGCAAACGAAUAUGUUUUGUCGACCAUUAAGUAACACUAUUUUAUAUAAAGUAAUUGAUGUAUUAAUGGAAUUUAGAAAGAUUGUAUUACUUUGCACUGAGUAUAAAUUUGAAAAAAUCGGUAUACAGAUUAUUGUUGUGUUGGAUAAAUUGUCAAAAAAAAUUUCUAAAUAUGACAUAAUUUAUUUGUACGCCCCAUGGAUGCAAGUUGAUUCAAUAAAUCUAGAUUUUACAAUAAUUUUUGGUGUCAAAAAUGUUGAAAUUGUCGAUUAUAAUGAAAAAAGACAAUUUACCGAUAGUGCAGGUUUUGAUACAAUAAAUAAAAUAGAGUCUUUUACAUUAAAAAGAAAUGCGUUAUGGAAAUGCAGGUGUUUGAGAAAUGAUAAUUGCAGUUGUCAAGAAGAAUUUAUAAUUAGUAAAUAUCUACAAACAUUAUUUUUAAAAUAAUUGUUAUGAAAUUUAUAAAUUUAUAAAUAUAUUUUACUUUGUUAAAAAUUAAAUAAUUAUUUGAAUUUGUCAAUAAUUUAAAAAAAAUUUUGGAAGCUGUUUCCGAAUAAAAUUUACUACUCUUGAAUUUUUUGUAACAUUGAUUGCCAACGUCUUAUUAAUAAAAACUGUUUAAUUUUA